AUGGAGGCGGGAGGCCAUGCGUCCACACUGGAGGCAGUGUGGGGGACCAAGGCUGCAGCCAAGAAAGAACCAGACAGAACAUCACCGACAACACAUACCUUACAUGUGUGGAACAAGGUGAGACGGGCCAAUCACAUAUCUCCAUCACCAAGCCCAAUGAUCCCACUUACCAACAACCGAUCCGUAGGAGGCGGCCUCACUGCCAGAGCAUGGGGAAUACUUGGAGAGCAAGAACAAGACUACGUACCAUUCCGCAACGUCCUGGAUGACACCAACCUAAAACCACUUUCAGAACUCACCAACACGCAAACCCCGACCCCCCAGCAGUCCUUCCGCUAUACUCAAUUGAGACAUUUCUACCAUUCAUUCCGUGACAGAGCGGCUGUACACAGGGCCCUAACUCCAUUUGAGAAGUUGUGCCUAACCAACACGAGUAUCGGCAGAGCAAUCUCUUAUCUCUACCAAUACAUCUUCACGGGAGAUCGCACGGAAAUGCUCACAUUCAAGAUGCAAUGGGAACACAUCACAGACCAUGAAUUCACCCCAAACCAAUGGGAAAAAAUACUCAUCUUACACCAUAAAUCUUCC
Molecule: messenger RNA, 588 nt
Organism: Pelobates cultripes (western spadefoot toad)
Lineage: Eukaryota; Metazoa; Chordata; Amphibia; Anura; Pelobatidae
Source: the annotation of a GenBank genome assembly